Molecule: messenger RNA, 1269 nt
Organism: Abrus precatorius (Indian licorice)
Lineage: Eukaryota; Viridiplantae; Streptophyta; Magnoliopsida; Fabales; Fabaceae
Product: 1-aminocyclopropane-1-carboxylate oxidase
Exons: 4
Coding region: 64-1020 (318 amino acids)
Source: RefSeq, a predicted model, not a curated record
ACAGCAAAUAGUGGCACAGCCUAUUAAAGUGAGAUAGAAAAAAACAAAGGAGAAAAUAAGCUUAUGGAGAACUUUCCAGUUGUUGACAUGGCAAAGCUUAACACUGAAGAGAAAGCAGGAACCAUGGAGAAAAUAAAAGAUGCAUGUGAGAACUGGGGUUUCUUUGAGUUGGUGAACCAUGGGAUAUCCCAUGAGUUAAUGGACACUGUGGAGAAGCUGACAAAAGAGCACUACAAAACAUGUAUGGAGCAAAGGUUCAAAGAAAUGGUAGCAAGCAAAGGUCUUGAGUCUGCUCAGUCUGAAAUCAAUGACUUGGACUGGGAAAGCACCUUCUUUUUGCGCCAUCUUCCUGUCUCUAACAUUUCAGAGAUCCCUGAUCUUGAUCAAGAUUACAGGAAGGCAAUGAAGGAAUUUGCACUGGAACUGGAGAAACUGGCCGAGCUACUUCUUGACUUGCUGUGUGAGAAUCUUGGGCUAGAGAAAGGGUACCUGAAGAAGGUCUUUUAUGGGUCCAAGGGCCCAAAUUUUGGCACCAAAGUUAGCAACUACCCUCCUUGUCCCAAUCCAGAGCUCAUCAAGGGCCUCAGAGCCCACACAGAUGCUGGUGGCAUCAUUCUACUUUUCCAAGAUGACAAGGUCAGUGGACUGCAGCUUCUAAAGGAUGACCAGUGGAUUGAUGUCCCACCAAUGCGCCAUUCCAUUGUCAUCAACCUUGGGGACCAACUUGAGGUAAUUACUAAUGGCAAAUACAAGAGUGUCAUGCACCGUGUAAUGACUCAAACAGAUGGUAACAGGAUGUCCAUAGCCUCGUUCUACAACCCUGGCAAUGAUGCCGUGAUCUCUCCAGCACCAGCCUUGGUUAAGGAAGAUGAGACGAGUCAAGUUUAUCCUAAAUUUGUUUUUGAUGAUUACAUGAAGCUCUAUGCUGGCCUCAAAUUCCAGGCCAAAGAACCGAGAUUUGAAGCUAUGAAGGCCAUGGAGUCACCCAGCAUCAAUUUAGGGCCCAUAGCAACUGUCUAAGCCUGAGAUUGAAGGAUUAUAUUAGUCAUAUGUGUUUUACUGAGAUUACUGAUUACCCCUUGGUAUCUUUGUUUGGUAUGGAUGCUGGAUGCGCCGUUAAGCAUGUGUAGCAUAAAUAUAAUAUAUAGUUUAAAAAUAAAAUAUUAGCUUGAUCUGAUUGAUUCUGUGUGAUAUAUGUCUGUGAUGGUUAAGUUGGUGUCAUGUGUUGAUGCACUAGUUUUAUUAGAAAGUAACCCGAUCUUAGCCAUU